This is a messenger RNA of Heterobasidion irregulare TC 32-1, 1539 nucleotides long. RefSeq lists its product as uncharacterized. The record is from RefSeq and is a predicted model, not a curated record. Gene Ontology annotation, biological process: protein O-linked glycosylation via mannose. NCBI's taxonomy places the organism in Eukaryota, Fungi, Basidiomycota, Agaricomycetes, Russulales, Bondarzewiaceae. Bases 1 to 1539 code for a protein of 512 amino acids. The transcript is spliced from 4 exons. Gene Ontology annotation, molecular function: xylosyltransferase activity; glucuronosyltransferase activity.
AUGUCUCACACCAACCAUGACAAUAUCUGGACCGAUGCCAUCACUCCGCACCCGACGAUGCAACACUUCCCUUCGGAACCCCUGUCUCCUCACCCUUCGACGUUGGUCUCCACCUCUUCGCCUCUCCCGUACAAACAGGAUCCGUGGACUUUCUUCCGCACACGAAGACGCAGAUCUCUGAUAGCGCUUCUCCUAGUCGCGUCCUUUCUGCUCUUAUUCUUCGCUCAGGCGCGAAUAGGUGAAGAUAGAGAGAGACGGAUAUGUUUUGACUCUGUCAAGCUGGACGUCGGACGCGACCAAGCGCACCUUACUGUCCAGUCCCCAUCGGCUGUCACCGUCACUGCACCAGCCCGGACAGAAACUGUCACUAUCUAUGAAAACGCGCCGAUAAUUCCCGCUGUGACUGCCUCUCCACCCGCCACCACAGAACCUGUUUACCAGCCGCACACUGUUGAGUCAGUUGUAUUUGCGUUCAUCAUGUGGUCCGAAAAUUCAGCCAUAGAAGGUUCAAUUCUUAUCAAGUCGGCGAUCAUGUAUAGCACACGCCCGCUUGAAUUCCAUAUUAUCUGUGAUGAACCCUCACAGAACUAUCUGCAGGGACGUCUUUCUCUGCUUCACCACCCUGUGUUCGAUGUCACUGUGCGCUUUUAUCGUCCGUCUUGGCAAAGUAUGGUAGACAGGAUCAGCCGCGAAGGUGGAAUCAGCACGGACCAUUCCGCUGGUGUCCCCGGCCUUAUGAAGCUCUUCAUUCACGAGAUUCUACCGGACAGUGUCGCCAAAGCCAUAUAUGUCGAUACAGACGCAUUCUUCCUCACAGAUCCCACUUUACUUUGGCAAACCUUCGCACACAUGAACGCAUCAACGGCUAUCUCCAUGCCCACACAUCCCGAUCAAAAGACUCCACAUUGGCAUAAUGCCUCCAAAAUCUGCUCCUGCAUCAUGCUCCUCGACCUUUCUAAACUUCGUGCCCUCCGCCUCAUGGAUUCUAGCUUCUAUCGAGACGAUACGUCUGGACUUUUCCCCCCUGCGCUCUCACCUCCGACGUUUGAGGCUCUUUUCGGUCCCCCAGGCCCUGACGGCCACUACAAAGAUGUUGCCCUGGGAGACCAGGGGUAUUAUUGGGCUAUUGUCAGCAAUCGUACAGACCUAUUUGAGCAUCUUUCGUUUGACUGGGAGGUGUCGAGUUGCCUGCUUGACAUGUAUGGGACCGGCGUCGGACAUGACGAUGCGACAGAAGAAGAACAGCGGCGCGCUAUGCUCCAUUUAAACGAGACCCCUCACCAGGGCGAGGCAAUCAUGCCCAAACUUCUCCACUUCAAUUGCCUCGACGGCGUUGAUGUUUACUUUGAAUGGACCGGCUGGUACGAUCCCGACAACAGCUUGACGCAGCGUUGGGGGUCUGCACUCGACUACCAUGUCGGCACGAAGUGGAUAUGGUUGAAUCGUGGUCAUGGCAAACUCGACAUGGACACGAUCGUUGAACCGCUAUUUGCCGACCAACGUUUUGCACUAGAACACUCACGUGGUUUUACGCCAUGA